Lindgomyces ingoldianus is the source of this 1091-nucleotide messenger RNA. RefSeq lists its product as uncharacterized. The coding region runs from base 348 to 1091 and encodes 247 amino acids. The record is from RefSeq and is a predicted model, not a curated record. NCBI's taxonomy places the organism in Eukaryota, Fungi, Ascomycota, Dothideomycetes, Pleosporales, Lindgomycetaceae. The transcript is spliced from 2 exons.
GAAUUUUGUAUUAAGCUUACUACCGAUCUUAUGCGAUCGACAUAUACGGGUAGAUGGCGGGCCUUUCUUUCUGGAAAAUGUGGGGAGCAUGCCAAGUUGCGUCUGGGGAGCAUAUGACUGCAUUGUGUUAAUUGGAUUUGAAGGUUUCUGCACGAAUCCCAGGUGCGGAUUAGAAUGCUUGGUCGUCGUAGUGUCAAUGCUACUCCAGAUUCCGGGGAGUGGGAAGAGAUAUAUAAGAGAGUCGUCUGGCGAAGGAAGUUCAGUCUUAUCCUCCACUGACUUCAAAGACCUUCAACAGUCCCCGUCAAGUAGCACAAGACCAGCCAAGUCUGGUCAAGUCAGCCAACAUGAAGGUCCUCGUUGCAGCAGCUCUCUCUCUUCUCCCUGCCCUCAGCUCCGCACACUGCAUCGCCCAAAACGUUAGAAUCAACAACCAGGACCAAGGUCAGGCCGUUGGCAUCCGCGUUCCAAACAGCAACAACCCUAUUCAAAACGUAAACGACGGAAGCUUUGCCUGUAACUCUGGAUAUAAAAGCCCUGUAUCUACCACGGUCAUCUCUGUUAAGCCAGGAGACAAGGUUGGCGUUAAGUGGGGACAUGUUCUCGGCGGCGCCCAGUUCGCCAACGACAAGGACAACCCGAUCGCACCCAGCCACAAGGGCCCUACGAUUUUCUACCUCGCCAAAGUCGACAACGCCGCAAGCGCCCAACCUAGUGGGCUGAAAUGGUUCAAAGUUGCUGAAGACGGACUCGACGGGUCCGGGAAGUGGGGCGUCGAUAGGAUGAUCGCCGCUGGUGGCUGGUCCGACUUCACAAUGCCCUCGUGCGUCGCUUCAGGCCAAUACCUUCUCCGCGCUGAAAUCAUCGCCCUGCACUCGGCGAAGACUCAAGGAGCCGCGCAAUUUUACAUGGGGUGUGCGCAAAUUAAUGUUCAGGGCAGUGGAACUAAGACGGGCGAUACAGUGUCGUUUCCCGGAGCGUAUUCGGCGACAGAUCCGGGGAUCUUGAUUAAUAUUUAUGAUACAAUGGGCAAUCCUAAUGGUGGUGGAAAACCGUAUAAGAUUCCUGGGCCGCAAGUUUUGCAGUGUUGA